Fundulus heteroclitus (mummichog) is the source of this 3615-nucleotide messenger RNA. RefSeq names its product SPG7 matrix AAA peptidase subunit, paraplegin (gene spg7). Gene Ontology annotation, biological process: protein-containing complex assembly; mitochondrial protein processing. Gene Ontology annotation, molecular function: ATP hydrolysis activity; ATP-dependent peptidase activity; zinc ion binding. The transcript has 17 exons. Gene Ontology annotation, cellular component: m-AAA complex; membrane. The coding region runs from base 170 to 2596 and encodes 808 amino acids. NCBI's taxonomy places the organism in Eukaryota, Metazoa, Chordata, Actinopteri, Cyprinodontiformes, Fundulidae. The record is from RefSeq and is a predicted model, not a curated record.
CCGUUGCUAAGCUGCAAAGAAGAAGAAGAGGCGUCGCGAUUGGAUAACAUAGCAUCAUGCUAGCUCCACACAGAGGUUAAAAACAAAUGUCUCUAGAAACGGAUCUUCGCGGAAGGCAAUGGCUCUGUUUGUGUUAUGUUAAUAUCCAUGUUCGCCGACAAUAGAAACCAUGUCAGCGCUUUUGUUGCCGCACAGUGCUGGGAUCUGUGGGACUUACAGCAGACGGGUGUUAUGGACGCUGUCAAGGCUAAACUUUCAUGCUGUACCAAGCACAGCGACAUCCAUGGAGGGCGCCGGGAACGUGCUGUCCAGGUGUGCUAAUGCCAGGAGGAGCCUUUACCUCUUAAGAUCAGAGCGGACAAUCACGGGUCAGCCGCAGAAGAAACUCCUGCAGAGUCUUCUCCACAAACCUUUGGGUCCUGGCCUGGUUGGACUCAGCAGAGAGUUAAUCAGAAGCAACCUACUGAAGAACCCUGUUGGUUUAAUAAAUUUAUUAGGGUCAACUAACUUUUUCAGUACGUCUGAAACAAAAAAACAGAAAAAUAAUAGUUCUGGACCAAAGGGAAAAACUCCUCAGGAAGAUGAAGAGGAGAAGAAACGGCGUGAGCAGGAGGAUCAGAUGUACCGCGAGCGCCUGCGCACGCUCUUCAUCAUAGCGCUCAUCAUGAGCCUGCUUAACUCCAUUAACACCAGCGGCGGCAACAUCUCCUGGAACGACUUUGUCAACGAGAUGCUGGCCAAGGGAGAGGUGUCCCGCGUGCAGGUCGUCCCCGAGAGCGACAUUGUGGAAAUCUACCUUCAUCCCGGGGCUGUCAUCUUUGGACGGCCUAGGUUGGCGCUCAUGUACAGAAUGCAGGUUGCAAACAUUGACAAAUUUGAGGAGAAGCUGCGGGCAGCGGAGGAGGAACUAAAUAUCGACCAUAAGGACCGGAUACCCGUGACGUACAAGCGAACUGGAUUCUUUGGAAAUGCCGUCUACGCUCUGGGAAUGGCUGCAAUAGGCGUGGCUAUUCUCUGGUACAUCUUCCGGCUCGCAGGGAUGGGCGGCAGAGAAGGGGGCUUCAGUGCUUUUAAUCAGCUGAAGAUGGCCAAGUUCACCAUUGUCGACGGUAAAUCCGGUAAAGGCGUGAGUUUCAAAGACGUAGCCGGCAUGCACGAGGCUAAGAUGGAGGUGAAGGAAUUUGUUGACUACCUCAAGAGUCCAGAGCGAUACCUGCAGCUGGGAGCCAAGGUUCCUAAGGGAGCGUUGCUGCUCGGGCCCCCAGGAUGUGGCAAGACCCUGCUGGCCAAAGCCGUGGCGACGGAGGCUCAGGUGCCCUUUCUGGCUAUGGCCGGCUCUGAGUUUGUGGAGGUGAUUGGAGGCCUGGGUGCCGCCAGGGUCAGGAGUCUGUUCAAAGAGGCUCGUGCGCGGGCGCCGUGCAUCGUGUACAUCGACGAGAUCGACGCCGUGGGAAAGAAGCGCUCCACCAACAUGUCGGGGUUCUCCAACACCGAGGAGGAGCAGACUCUCAACCAGCUCCUGGUGGAGAUGGACGGAAUGGGAACAACAGACCAUGUCAUCGUUCUGGCCUCCACUAACAGAGCGGACAUUUUGGACAACGCUCUCAUGAGGCCAGGCAGGCUGGACAGACACAUCUUCAUAGAUCUCCCCACACUGCAGGAGAGGAAGGAGAUCUACGAGCAGCACCUGAAGAUCUUGAAGCUGACCCAACCAGCCAAUUUCUAUUCUCUGCGGCUGGCUGAGCUCACCCCAGGCUUCAGUGGUGCAGACAUCGCGAACAUUUGCAACGAAGCUGCGCUGCACGCUGCCAGAAAGGGCUUCAAGUCCAUCGACACUUUUAACUUUGAGUAUGCCGUGGAAAGAGUGAUAGCAGGAAGCAUGAAGAAGAGCAAGAUCCUGUCCAAAGAAGAGCAGAGGGUGGUCGCCUUCCACGAGUCGGGACACGCCUUAGUGGGAUGGCUGCUUGAGCACACAGAGGCCGUGUUGAAGGUCUCCAUUGCUCCGCGCACGAACGCAGCCCUGGGGUUUGCUCAGAUCUUACCCCGCGAGCAGUACCUGUUCACCAAGGAGCAGCUGUUUGAGCGCAUGUGCAUGGCCCUGGGAGGAAGAGCGUCAGAGGCCAUCACUUUUAACAAGGUUACCACGGGAGCUCAGGACGACUUGCGGAAGGUGACGCGCGUGGCUUACUCUAUGGUGAAGCAGUACGGCAUGUGCGACAGCGUGGGACAGGUGUCGUUCCCCGAGACGGAGGAGCAAGGCGCCGUCGGCCGGCGUCCUUUCAGCCAAGGCCUGCAGCAGCAGAUGGAUCAUGAGGCUAAGAUGUUGAUCGCCCGCGCGUACCGACACACAGAGAAGCUGCUGCUGGACAACCGGGACAAGCUGAUCAUGUUGGCCAAUGCUCUGCUAGAGCGCGAGGUGGUGAACUACGACGACAUCGAAGCCUUGCUGGGCCCGCCGCCCUUUGGGCCGAAGAAGAUGAUCCUCCCACAGAGCUGGGUGGAGGCAGAGAGGGACAAGCAGGACACAGAAGAGGAUGACCCACCGCCGCCGCCUCGUAAACGCAGAGAGGAGGACGUUGAUCCGCAGUUAGUCUGAUUAAUUUUGCACUGUCUUUCGACGCUUGAUCAGGAGCCAGUGGGAAGUUAAUAAAAGCAGGGAAAUCCUCACAUUAAGGCUGACGGUAAAAGCAAAGUUUGAAAAACUCAGCACUUCACAUAGACUUUUGUAUAAAUGUUUAUAUCCUGACCCGAUGGAUUUUUUCUGCAGCUUCAAGAAGGUUGCAAGGCAACUAUUAUUAUUAUUCUCACAAUGCUUUGCUACCAAGCUGUAUCAUCUCACCAGGGUUGCUUUGAAAGCAAGCUCACUCGUUCAGGAUGCUUUUAGAAAUGCAUACAUGCAGAUGGAUUAGAAAAAUCUGUCUUUUAUCAUGUACUGUUCAUGGUUUUCAUGCAAAUGUACUGUAGCCGAUUCCAGUUGGGAUUUCAUGCAUUUCUUUAGGGAACCGAUAGCCCUUCACAUCUGCAGUAAAGAUGAUGUAGAGCAAUUAAAAAAAAAACUCCCACUCAAAGGUUCAUUUACAUUCAACUAAAAAGUUAAAAUUUAUAUAAACGGCUCAUUCUGCUGUUAAAUGGUCAUAAAGCAGAGUUCUGUGGGUAUAUAAAGCAGUGUGCAAGAAAGGCCACAUGUUAGUGAAGCAAGAGCUGAAAGUAAAAUAUCAUCUUUAGCAUUCGUGAAACUACCCUAAAUACUGCAUAGACGAGGGUUGUGUGCAUUUUUGCUUUCAAACAAUGGAUGCAAAAAAGCUAAACCUUUUUUAUGAAAGUGAAUAAAAUGUAAAAUGCUGAUGUCAAGGACCUUUGGUCUGUAAUUUUUAGUUUUUGGUUCUGUCAACUUUAUUCAGCUCAUCCACAGGCUUUACUAAAGAUAAUCUAUUUCAGUGCAGGAUUUUUUUUUUCUGCUGCAAACCCACUUUAUUGGGUUGCAUGAGAAAAGCACCUUUUAUACAGUCAAAGUCGGUGGAACAAUGGUGUUUUAUUCUAAGCAGAGUUUGAAGGGAUUGUAAGUUGAUUCACAAAAAUGUGUUGCCAAAUAUUUAAAUAAAUAUUUAAAAGCUG